Setaria italica (foxtail millet) is the source of this 1722-nucleotide messenger RNA. Its product is annotated as cytochrome P450 89A2. Bases 1 to 1722 code for a protein of 573 amino acids. Gene Ontology annotation, molecular function: iron ion binding; heme binding; oxidoreductase activity, acting on paired donors, with incorporation or reduction of molecular oxygen, NAD(P)H as one donor, and incorporation of one atom of oxygen. The record is from RefSeq and is a predicted model, not a curated record. Lineage: Eukaryota; Viridiplantae; Streptophyta; Magnoliopsida; Poales; Poaceae. Gene Ontology annotation, cellular component: membrane. The transcript has 3 exons.
AUGGAGACCAGCUGGCUCGUCCUCGCCGGCGCCCUCCUGCUCUCUUUCCUCGCCCUGCGCCGCCACGCCAGGAACCGCCGCCUCCCGCCGGGCCCGCCCGCCGUGCCGCUGUUCGGCAACCUGCUGUGGCUGCGGAACUCCACCUCCGACGUGGAGCCCCUCCUGCUCGAGCUCUUCAAGCGGUACGGCCCCGUGGUGACGCUCCGGAUGGGCUCCCGCCUCGCCAUCUUCGUGUCCGACCGCCGCCUCGCGCACGCCGCGCUCGUCGGCGCCGGCGCCGUCACGAUCGCCAACCGACCCAAGGCCGCCACCAGCACGCUCCUGGGCGUCAGCGACAACAUCAUCACCAGUGCCGACUACGGGCCCGUCUGGCGCCUCCUCCGCCGCAACCUCGUCGCCGAGACGCUGCACCCGUCGCGCGUCAGGCUGUUCGCGCCCGCGCGCGCCUGGGUGCGCGGCGUGCUCCUGGACAAGCUUCGACAGGGGGGUGCCGACGGCGGCGCGCCCGGCGACGUCAUGGAGGCGUUCCGGUACACCAUGUUCUGCCUCCUCGUGCUCAUGUGCUUCGGCGAGCGGCUGGACGAGGCCGCCGUGCGCGCCAUCGAGGAAUCCGAGCGCGCGUGGCUGCUCCACAUCGCCCGGCAGAUGAACGUCUUCUUCUUCUUCCCGUCCAUCACCAAGCACGUGUUCCACGGGCGCCUCCAGACCGCCCGCGCCCUGCGCCGGCGCCAGAUGGAGCUCUUCGUGCCGCUGAUCAACGCGAGGCGGGAGUACAAGCGGCAGCUCAAGGAAGGUCAGGCGCCGACGAGCGAGACCACGUUCCGGCACUCGUACGUGGACACCCUGCUGGACAUCACGCUCCCCGAGGAGGGCCACCGUCCGCUCACCGACGACGAGAUCGUCACGCUCUGCUCCGAGUUCCUCACCGCCGGCACCGACACCACCUCCACCGGGCUGCAGUGGAUCAUGGCCGAGCUGGUCAAGAACCCGGCCGUCCAGGAGAGCCUCCACGCCGAGAUCAUGGGCGCCUGCGGCGACGGCGCCGCCGAGGAGGUCUCUGAGGAGGCCGUCCAGCACAUGCCGUACCUCAAGGCUGUGAUCCUCGAGGGCCUGCGCAAGCACCCGCCGGGCCACUUCGUGCUGCCGCACAAAGCCGCGGAGGACAUGGACGUCGGCGGGUAUCUGAUCCCCAAGGGCGCGACGGUGAACUUCAUGGUGGCGGAGAUGGGCCGGGACGGGAGUGAGUGGGAGAGGCCGAUGGAGUUCGCGCCGGAGCGGUUCAUGGAGGGCGGCGACGGCGCGGGAGUGGACAUGACGGGGACCAAGGGGAUCCGCAUGAUGCCUUUCGGCGUGGGGAGGAGGAUCUGCGCCGGGCUGUCCAUCGCCAUGCUGCACCUCGAGUACUUCGUCGCCAACAUGGUGAGGGAGUUCGAGUGGAAGGAGGCGCCCGGCCACGAGGUGGAGUUCGAGGAGAAGCGCGAGUUCACCACCGUCAUGAAGAAGCCGCUACGCCCGCUCCUUGUGCCCAGGAGGAAUAGUAUAGUGUCUUCGCUGGCACCCGUGCUCAUCAGGGGCGAGAUCAAGGAGACGCUCAAAGGGACCAAGCAGAACGUCGAGCUCAUGGUCAGCUGCGCGCUCGAGGUCGACGCCGCGUCUGCCUGCUGCCCUAAUGGAAAGCUUAAACUCACGCUCGAGAAGCCGUCGACGCUGUGCAGGGUCUGA